AUGGACUCCCCGGCCCUGUUACGCUUCACUGCAGUGACGGGAUAUUUCCAACAGGAUGACCCCGCUACUGACCCCGACACUUUCGACUACGUGAAAUCAAAUUUCGGUCUCAUCGAAAAACUCUACGAUGAGCACGACGGGGUGGAACAGACUGACAGCCAAUGGCGGCGUUUUGAUGCCCACAUUCAACGCCUGAACGACAGCGAGACUAAAAAGCUCAAAGUCCUCUUUCUCGGACGCCAUGGUGAGGGAGUCCACAACGUUGCCGAGCGCAAGUAUGGUACCAAGAAGUGGGAUGACUACUGGUCUCUCCAAGACGGAGACGAGGACGGUAACUGGGUCGAUGCCCGUCUUACUGCACAGGGAAGAUGCCAGGCACAAGUCGCGCAUGCAGCUUGGGAGCAACAGAUACAGGCUGGCAUCCCGUCACCCGAGUCCUACUACGUGAGCCCCCUGAACCGGUGCCUUGAAACGGCGCAAAUUACGUUUCAGGGACUUACGAUCCCGAACACGGAUCCUUUUAAACCGACCAUCAAAGAGCUCCUCCGUGAGACGAUGGGCCAGCACACCUGUGACCGUCGCUCAACGGCCUCGGAGAUCGCAGAAGAAUACCCUCAGUACGGGUUUGAAGCAGGAUUUUCCGAGGAAGACAAGUUAUGGGAUCCUGAAGUCCGCGAGUCGAACGAGCAUCGCAACGAACGGCUUCGCUGUCUUUUGAACGAUAUAUUUACCCAUGAUGAGAAGGUUGUGGGCCAUCGACGAUUUGCCUUGGCAACUGGUGCAGUGAUCCCUGUGCUCGUUGCCGUGGAAAAGGGCCCCCCCGGGCAGAUAGAGUCGCAGUCAUUGUAG
Messenger RNA from Penicillium griseofulvum, 849 nucleotides. Its product is annotated as phosphoglycerate mutase family protein. Gene Ontology annotation, cellular component: cytoplasm. The transcript is spliced from 5 exons. NCBI's taxonomy places the organism in Eukaryota, Fungi, Ascomycota, Eurotiomycetes, Eurotiales, Aspergillaceae. The record is from RefSeq and is a predicted model, not a curated record. Gene Ontology annotation, molecular function: phosphatase activity. The coding region runs from base 1 to 849 and encodes 282 amino acids.